AUGAGCGAGUUGAGCGGUCUCAGAUAUCGGGCUGAUGUGAUAGCGAUAAGUAUUCACGGGUGUUCUGGAAACAUAGGUGGAGUGCAUGAGCACAGUGACUUCACUAGCGGUCUGUCGACGGGAUUAAUAGACUACACGCUCGUAGAGAGCAGUCUUCUCCAACCUAUGUGGUACUCUGCUCGUGGACCAGAUGUUUUAUUUGCUCCUUUCCCCUUGUCAAGGAUCACAUGGGUAAUGGUUGGAAUGGACUCCGACGACACAACUUUCUUGCGCUGUACUCAGACGGCCGAACCAAUGAGUGUCAUCGCUGGUGGCCAUUUGAUGUCUGCCCAAUGCCAACCUGUCGGGUAUGCCCAGGUUGUAGCCCUGUUUUCCCAUGUCAUCGCGGCCGUCACCUGCGUCGGCAUCAACGUUCGCUGGACUCCUGGAGGCAAACGAGAGAAAGCUUAUUCCUCUCUGAGAAGGGUAUCCUGGUGGUCGUUCACUCGUGGGAUUGGUGCCAAGCCGACGCAUAUGUUAGUUCUUAUAUGCCCCCAAAUCACUCAUGGGCCUCCCGUCUAG
Colletotrichum godetiae is the source of this 561-nucleotide messenger RNA. RefSeq lists its product as uncharacterized. Bases 1 to 561 code for a protein of 186 amino acids. The record is from RefSeq and is a predicted model, not a curated record. The transcript has 5 exons. NCBI's taxonomy places the organism in Eukaryota, Fungi, Ascomycota, Sordariomycetes, Glomerellales, Glomerellaceae.